Molecule: messenger RNA, 243 nt
Organism: Phaedon cochleariae (mustard beetle)
Lineage: Eukaryota; Metazoa; Arthropoda; Insecta; Coleoptera; Chrysomelidae
Source: the annotation of a GenBank genome assembly
AUGCCUGAUCUAACUGAUUUCAAAUUGAAGCCCUAUGUAUCCUAUAAAGCCCCUGAUGUUGUGCAGACAGAAUUUACUGCAGAGGAUUUAUUCAGUGUAGUGUAUGCAUCAAAAAUUAUUAAGGAUUUCAAAGAAGGAAAGCUGGAUGAGAAUGGUCAUUCACUAGAGCCUUCAGAGGAGGAAAAAAUGACAGCAGAAGAGGCCAGAAAUAAAGCUAAACAAACAGGAUCAGAUAUAUUCUAA